Solanum pennellii is the source of this 1767-nucleotide messenger RNA. Its product is annotated as protein DETOXIFICATION 16-like. The record is from RefSeq and is a predicted model, not a curated record. Gene Ontology annotation, cellular component: membrane. Lineage: Eukaryota; Viridiplantae; Streptophyta; Magnoliopsida; Solanales; Solanaceae. Gene Ontology annotation, biological process: xenobiotic detoxification by transmembrane export across the plasma membrane. The transcript is spliced from 8 exons. The coding region runs from base 127 to 1614 and encodes 495 amino acids. Gene Ontology annotation, molecular function: xenobiotic transmembrane transporter activity; antiporter activity.
AACCGUACGUUUUAUAUAUAUGUAUACAAAUGUCACCAUUUAUUAACCUACCCCUAUUCUUCUUCUUGUACUCUGCCAAACAACCAUAAGACUGAAAGGAGGUCCUAAAUACAGAGGAGACCAAAAAUGGAAGCUGAAUAUGGAAAAUCAUCCUCUGUAAAGACUCCAUUGAUAGAUGACCGAGAAAAACAGAGUAUUCUUGAUGAAGAAAGAAAAAAUGGUGGUGGUUUUAGCAAGGAAGAGAUUGUUGAGGAAGUGAAGAGACAAGUAUGGCUAGCAGGACCUUUAGUGAGCGUUAACCUUUUGCAGUUUUCUUUACAGCUUAUAGCCAUUAUGUUUGUGGGUCAUCUUGGAGAAUUGCCCCUUUCUGGUGCUUCCAUGGCUAACUCCUUCACUUCUGUUACUGGUAUCAGUCUAUUGAUGGGGAUGUCAAGUGCAUUGGACACAUUUUGUGGACAGUCUUAUGGAGCAAAACAGUAUCAUAUGCUUGGCAUUCACAUGCAGAGAGCUAUGAUUAUACUUUCACUUGUAAGCAUACCUCUUGCAGUCAUUUGGGCAAACACGGGCCAUAUUCUCAAGUUUUUAGGCCAAGAUCCUAGUAUAUCUGAUGAAGCUGGUCAUUAUGCCUUGUAUUUUAUCCCUGGUGUUUUCGCUUACGGCUUGCUUCAAUGUGUUGUGAGAUUCUUACAAACACAAAGUAUUGUCAUCCCUAUGGUGUUAUGUGCUGGAGUUACAACCUUAAUCCACAUAGUUGUCUGUUGGGUUUUGGUCUUCAAGACUGGACUUGGUGUCAAAGGAGCUGCUCUGGCAAAUUCAAUCUCUUACUGGCUUAACUUCUUGUUUUUGGCUCUUUAUAUCAAGUUUUCUCCUUCAUGUGUGAAAACAUGGACAGGACUGUCGAAAGAAGCUCUGAAGGAUAUGCUUACUUUCAUUAAACUUGCGGUUCCCUCGGCCAUCAUGGUUUGCUUAGAAAUGUGGUCGUUUGAGCUAAUGGUUCUGCUUUCUGGCCUCCUUCCAAAUCCACAGCUGGAAACCUCAGUGCUCUCAAUCUGUCUUAAUACAGCUGCAACAGUUUGGAUGAUCCCUUUUGGGCUGAGUGGUGCUGUGAGUACACGGGUCUCAAAUGAACUAGGAGCAGCUCAUCCUCAACUUGCACGUUUGGCGCUGUACGUUGUCUUAGCUGUGGCUGUUAUGGAGGGGCUUGUGUUGGGAUUGGUCAUGAUAUUAAUACGUAAAGUAUGGGGAUAUGCUUACAGCAACGAAACUGAAGUUGUUAGAUACAUAGCCAUCAUGAUGCCACUUCUUGCAACAUCAAAUUUCUUGGAUGGCCUUCAAUGUGUUCUCUCAGGUGCUGUAAGAGGAUUUGGAUGGCAGAAAAUUGGGGCAAUCAUUAACCUUGGAUCCUAUUAUUUGGUGGGAAUACCUUGUGCUGUCUUGUUGGCCUUUUAUCUUCACAUUGGUGGGAAGGGAUUAUGGUUGGGUAUUAUUUGUGCACUUCUAGUACAAGUGUUGUCUCUUCUUUUCAUUACCCUACGCACCAACUGGGAAGAAGAAGCAAAGAAGGCUCAAGAGAGAGUGGAAGAAACAACAUUACCAGUGGAGAUAGUGUACUGAAUUGAACAAAAGAGAUUUUUGACCCGUUUGACGUAUGGUUUAACGUCUAAGAACUCUAAUUCAAUUUUGUAGCUCUGAUAUGUGGCAUAUUAUGGACUAAAAAUCAAUGGCUUUUACUAUCUUAAUAAAAGUUUAAGUUACUUCUCCAAAUAA